UGGCUCACAACCAACCAAUUUUUCACAUUCUCCACUGAUUACUUUUCCUUCGACCAACGAACCUGCUAAGUUUUACUUUAGAGAUACAUCAAAGAAGAAACAAUGGCAAUUCGUUUUCCUAGUGUUCUUGCCAAGAAAAUCCCCCGUCAAUCUUCAUCCAAGUCUUUGGAUGUACAGAAAGGUUUCAUAGCGGUAUAUGUUGGGGAAGCUGACAAGAAGAGAUUUCUGGUUCCAGUUUCCUAUUUGAACCAGCCUUUGUUUCGGGAUUUGCUAUGUAAAGCUGAGGAGGAGUUCGGUUUUGAUCAUCCAAUGGGUGGUUUAACGAUUCCCUGCGACGAAGAGACUUUCCUUGAUGUCACUUCUAGCUUGAGUAGAUCAUAAGAACAAAUCACAGAAAAACAAUUUUGUAUGGCAGGAAUUGUCAAUUAAAUGUAAAUAUUUUCAAGUACUAUCAAAUUUUCACUGAAUGAGAAAGAUUUUACCAGCAA
Molecule: messenger RNA, 488 nt
Organism: Populus nigra (black poplar)
Lineage: Eukaryota; Viridiplantae; Streptophyta; Magnoliopsida; Malpighiales; Salicaceae
Product: auxin-responsive protein SAUR24-like
Exons: 1
Coding region: 103-381 (92 amino acids)
Biological process (GO): response to auxin
Source: RefSeq, a predicted model, not a curated record